Molecule: messenger RNA, 1152 nt
Organism: Plasmodium relictum
Lineage: Eukaryota; Apicomplexa; Aconoidasida; Haemosporida; Plasmodiidae
Product: conserved Plasmodium protein, unknown function
Exons: 7
Coding region: 1-1152 (383 amino acids)
Source: RefSeq, a predicted model, not a curated record
AUGGAGGAAGAAAAUAUUAUUCAAAAGAAUUUUAGUUCGGAAUUAUUAGAACCAUUAAUAACUGUGAGUGUAAUAUUUAUAUGUUUUUAUAUGAUAACAAAUGUUGAGAGUCCUGUGUAUUUUUUUUUAAGGAGCUAUAUUUUUAAGGCAAAAAUAUUUUAUUAUGAAAUAAGAAAACAUUUUACAAAUAUAAAUUAUUUUGCUUUAACAUUUUCUUCUUUGUUUUUUCUUUCUUAUUAUAUUCUAAACAUUUUGAAUUAUAAAAAUGUAAAACCAAUUUUUUGUGUCAAUUAUGAUUAUUAUGAAAAUAUUUUAAAUUACAAUUUAAAAGAUAUAAAUAUUAAAUCUAUAUUCCAAAAUGAUAUAAGUGAAAAUUAUUUGGUUAAUUUUCUUUAUUCUUUUAAGUUCAUUUUUCACAUAUUUUUUUUAAAUGAUUCAAGUUUUUUAAAAACAUUCUUCACUUUUUUCUUUGUUUAUGUCUUAUUGUCUUUGUAUGCAAAAUAUGUUAAUAGGGUUAUAUUUAUAAGUAGUAUAUUUAUGAAUGCUAUAUUAUCAGGGUUUAUACUAGUUUUCUUUUUAAAAAAAUUUUUAAAUAUUAAAUAUAAUCAUUGUGGUGAUGAAACAUUUUCUUUCCUAUUUUUACUUUUUUUUUUUAUAAAUAAUCCUUACUUAAGUUCCCUACAGUACAAUGAUAGAAGUUUACAUCCUUAUCAUGGUACUGAAAUUAGAUUUUUUAUUCAUAUGUUAUUUUUUAUAAAAUAUGCAUACACAGUUAUAAAAAUCAUUUGGUUAGUAGCCUAUUAUUUUAUUAAUAAUUACUUACCAUUUACAUUUUCAAGAAAUUUUACAAUUUCAAAAAUUUUUCAUUCAAAUAUUAAGGAUUUACUAAGUAAAGAAAUUAAAAGUAAUGCAUCCUUAUUUCGCUUUAAUGUUACUUCAGGCUUAAUCUUUAAUUACUUAAUAUGCAAAAUAUCUUUUUUUUGGAUACCUUAUAUAUUGCUAACCGCAAAUAACAAGAAUUUUAAAUAUUUAAUAAUGCUUUUGAUAACUAUUAAUUUAAUUGUUACUUGUACUUACUUGAUUUAUACUUUUUUACCUGGGAUUGCGCUGAACUUAUUACUUUUAUAUUACUUGAAUAAAAUUGAAAUAUAA